Symbiodinium sp. CCMP2456 is the source of this 960-nucleotide messenger RNA. NCBI's taxonomy places the organism in Eukaryota, Dinophyceae, Suessiales, Symbiodiniaceae. The record is from the annotation of a GenBank genome assembly.
AUGGCAACUCAAAACAAUCGUAAGCCGCCACCAGACUUCCUGAAAGACUUGGAUUGGAAGGAGUUCGAAGCAGCUGCCGUACCGUUGGCACAGCUCUACAACCCACCGCAGCUGGUCAGCAGCUGUACCGGAUUUGGUGCGCGCCUCUCCAUGUGCUGGAACAGCCUCUUUACCCAUCGAGCACCAAUCUGCGCGAAGCCGGUGAUUCCGUGCUGCUGCGCAAAGGCCGCGCAGUCCCAGAUUGCGGAUUUGGCCGCAGUGAAGCUCUCCGAUCCGGACGAGUGGUUUGUCAAGAUGCUCAGCGUUGAGCACCCCAACACCCCGGAGUUCUUGAAGGGGCUCUUUUGGAUGGAGGACAACUAUGCCCCCGAAGUGCUCUUGACAUUUCAAGAUAUGGAUUGGGUCUCGGGAAAGCAAGGAUACUUCAUGCCGAAGUAUAGCUGGACGAAUGAUCCGUCUUGCAUCGGAACAGCCUGCUUGUGCAUCAAUUUCAGCGGUUCUCCAGCUUCCGCAUGGCCGUUUAAUAUCUCACCAAACGACAGGUGGAUCAACAUCGACCCGCAAUGGAUCUACAGGCCUACAGAGGGCGAGAAGAUCACUCGACCAGAUGGCUCUAUUGUGGAGAUGGCAAAAGAGGAUAUGAUUCGAAUAAGUUUUAACAAUCCGAGUGAUCCGAACUCAGGAGUGAACUAUCAGUACCUCGUACGCCGCGUGGCCUAUAUGCAGAAUGGGAGACUCAUGAAGACGAAGGCCUAUGAUGAGCUCCGCCGGAGAGCAACAAUGCCAGACACAAUUGGGGGCUGCUGUGGCGGCUACUACAACUGUUCGCCUGUAGGAGAGAACUACAUCUUCGACGCCUACGAACCAUUGUCAGAUGAGCAGGUACUCCUUUUCCCCCCGCCGCUGGAAGUCAUGUGGCCCGACACUGUGAUCCCGGAUGCUGCACCUGCCAGACGCUGA